Messenger RNA from Arvicola amphibius (Eurasian water vole), 1594 nucleotides. Its product is annotated as cytochrome P450 2C26-like. Gene Ontology annotation, biological process: xenobiotic metabolic process. Gene Ontology annotation, molecular function: heme binding; oxidoreductase activity, acting on paired donors, with incorporation or reduction of molecular oxygen, reduced flavin or flavoprotein as one donor, and incorporation of one atom of oxygen; iron ion binding. The record is from RefSeq and is a predicted model, not a curated record. Gene Ontology annotation, cellular component: cytoplasm; intracellular membrane-bounded organelle. The transcript has 9 exons. The coding region runs from base 1 to 1488 and encodes 495 amino acids. Lineage: Eukaryota; Metazoa; Chordata; Mammalia; Rodentia; Cricetidae.
AUGACUCUAGGUGUGCUUCUGGGGCUUGUUCUCUCAUGUUUGUUUCUUCUUUCACUAUGGAGGCAGAACUCUCAGAGAAGAAAGCUUCCCCCUGGCCCCACUCCUCUCCCAAUCAUUGGAAAUAUUCUUCAGGUAGACCUUAAGGACAUCAGCAAAUCACUGAAGAAUGUAAGUACAUGCUUGUUUUCAAAAGUCUAUGGUUCCGUGUUCACUCUAUACUUGGGCAGGAAGCCUACUGUGGUGUUGCAUGGAUAUAAAGCUUUAAAAGAAGCCUUCAUUGAUUAUGGGGAUGAGUUUGCUGGAAGAGGAAACUUCCCAAUAGCUGAAAAGAUUGGUAAAGGUCAUGGCAUAGUUUUUAGUAGUGGAAAAACCUGGAAGGAGAUGAGGCGCUUCUCACUCAUGACUCUACGGAACUUUGGAAUGGGGAAGAGGAGCAUCGAGGACCGUGUUCAAGAGGAAGCUCGCUGUCUUGUGGAGGAAUUGAGGAAAUCCAAUGGUUCACCCUGCGACCCCACCUUCAUCCUGGGCUGUGCUCCUUGCAAUGUCAUCUGUUCCAUUAUUUUCCAGAAUCGUUUUGAUUAUAAUGAUCAGGAAUUUCUCAACUUCAUGAAUGUCCUAAAUGAGAAUGUAGAGAUUCUAAGUUCUCCUUGGAUGCAGAUUUGCAAUAAUUUUCCUGCUGUAAUUGAUUAUCUACCAGGAAGACACAGACAACUAUUUAAAAAUUUCACUUUUACAAAACAUUAUUUUUCAUCAAAAAUAACAGAGCACCAAGAAUCACUGGAUAUUAAUAAUCCUCGGGACUUUAUUGAUUGUUUUCUGAUCAAAAUGGAGCAGGAAAAGAACAACCCGAAGACAGAGUUUACCCAUGAAAACUUGUUCUUCUCAGCAGCUGAUCUGUUUUCUGCUGGGACAGAGACAACAAGUACAACACUGAGGUACUCCCUGCUGCUCCUGCUCAAGCACCCGGAAGUCACAGCCAAAGUCCAGAAAGAGAUUGACCAUGUGAUUGGUAGACACAGAAGCCCCUGCAUGGAGGACAGGAGUCACAUGCCCUACACUGAUGCUGUGUUGCAUGAGGUUCAGAGAUUUGUUGAUCUCCUUCCCAACAACCUGCCCCAUGCAGUGACCUGUGACAUUAAGUUCAGAAACUAUUUCAUUCCCAAGGGAACCACUGUCAUAGCAUCACUGUCAUCUGUGCUACAUGAUGACAAAGAAUUCCCCAACCCAGAGAGGUUUGAUCCUGGUCACUUUUUGGAUGAGAAUGGCAAGUUUAAGAAAAGUGACUACUUUGUUCCUUUCUCAACAGGAAAACGGAUUUGUGUGGGAGAAGGCCUAGCCAGAAUGGAGUUAUUUUUAUUUCUGACCACCAUUUUACAAAGCUUUAACCUGAGGUCUCCAAUUGAUCCAAAUGACCUUGAUAUCACUCCAGUCAACAAUGGACUUGUUUCUUUGCCACCCGAGUUCCAGAUCUGCUUCAUUCCCAUUUAAAUGUGUUUCCCCCUGAAGCCCCUUCCUCCUGGGCACAGUUGACCUCUUCUGUUAGGCAUGCCUCUCUGACCUCCCACCUCACAUUGCCUCAUCUCCUCAAGGUCCA